GAAUUGGGGGGACUCUCUAUUGACACUCUGUAGAAGACGAGUUUAAAAGAUGUCUCAAAUCCUAACCGGAAAGCAGCAAGAAGAACUCAACAAGGCAAUUUUGCAAUACUUGGAGCCACUUCUCACAGAGAAUUCAAAUAGUCGAGACCUUGUUGAGCCACUUGCACAGGCACUUAAUGUAUCUACGGCCGUAGCCACAGGGGAUGGAAUAAUCCCAAACUAUUUGGAGAAAAAAUGGUCCACUGUCUUACGUUUACAAAGGCGUAUUUUAGAUUUAGAGUCUGAAACAAAUUCUUUAAAAUCAGCACUUCAAUCAAAACCGAAUUUACCAACUUCAGACGACAAACUGAAAUUUGAAUGGACUCCUAGUACAACAGCAAAAGAGUUUGCCAUGCAAUCGUCACAACUAGUGUCAUCUGUGCAAAUACAUCCUCAACUACCACUAAUUUUCAAUGGAUGCUCAGACGGUUCAUUAUUAGUCUGGAGCUUGGUGAGUGAUAACAGUGAUGCAGGGAUACCUGAAAAGAGUAUAAAAGCCCAUACAAGAGGUAUUAAUCGUAUAAAACUUUCUGGUGUGCCUAUUAAUCUUUCAACUGUUGACUCUCAGUUUAAUUAUAUUCUCGCUACAUGCUCAGCUGACUUAACGAUUAAAAUAUGGAAUAGUUCUACUUAUCAGCAAGUCCGUACACUUACAGGACAUGACCAUACUGUAUCAUCCAUUGCAUUCUCAAAGAUACAACCAACUAGACUUUAUUCCGUAUCUAGAGAUAAAAGUACCAAAGUAUGGGAUAUGACGAAUGGAUCGUGUAUCAAGAGCUUUGUUGGUCACAGUGAUUGGGUCCGUGAUAUAGAUGUCAUUGCUUUGGAAGGUGAGAAGAACACAUUAGGGGACUUCCUACUCACAUGUUCUAAUGAUCAAUCUAUCAGACUUACGCACGCUGAAUCAGGCACUGGGAUUGCACUUCUUAUUGGCCAUUCACAUGUCAUUGAGAGAGUAAAAUUCUUACCACUUUCUUCCAAUUAUAUACUAGACAAGUAUAUCAAGGAAAACUCCUCUGCAUUUCCAACCAUUCCACAAGACUUGGUUGAUGAUCCAAUAUAUACAACGACGUUGGGCUACAAAUAUUGUAUUUCAGCGGGCAGAGAUAACACAAUUAAACUCUGGUUACUCCCACCACCAGUUUUAAGACCGCAUAGAAGUCCAUUGCCAACUCUGCAUAAUAACUCACAAGGUUGGCAUAUUGCUGAUCUAAUUGGACACCUGUCGUGGGUGAAAGCCCUUGAGGUACAUCCGAAUGGAAAAUAUAUUUUUACGGCCGGGGAUGAUAAGACGAUAAAGAUUUGGGAUAUAAAUGCAUUACUUGAGAGUGGAUCAGUUCAAUGUGUGAAGACUCUAAUUGGACAUAAGGGUUUUGUAAAUGAUGUUAACUUUGCACCAGUAAACAACGCGGCACAACCAAUAGAGGACGGUCAAAACUCAGGAGAAAAUGAAGAUUAUGAUACAUUUAAAGAGAAAAUGGGGAAGCAAAUUCGAUGUAUAUUUGUUUCUGGUGGAGUGGACAAUAGUGUCAAGGUAUGGAACUAGUUUAUUGAUUUAUAGCCUGUUUUUCUUCUUUUAUGUACUA
This is a messenger RNA of [Candida] anglica, 1625 nucleotides long. Lineage: Eukaryota; Fungi; Ascomycota; Pichiomycetes; Serinales; Debaryomycetaceae. The record is from the annotation of a GenBank genome assembly.